AUGUUUCUAAACCGUCGUGCAUUCCAGACGUUGGAGCAGGAUCUCGGUACUUAUGUCACACUCGUGGGACCAUUCAUCCGCUCGCUGUGGUCGCUGGAGGCAUCCCAUGCGAACACUUCAGAUGUCUUCGUUUUUUGGCUCGCAAUUGCUGCAACGCUGGAAGAAUUAUUCGCAAAGGGUGAAGAUCAGACAGGGAUACCAGUUUCCCUCGCACGACGCAUUACUGCCAUCUUCAACAGCCGGUGGAAGGAAUUUUUCGGUAACGAUGUUUAUUUCGUUGCUUUUGUGCUUGAUCCACGUUAUCCUCUCUCAGACAACAUCAUGAAAUCAGCAUUGGCAGCCCCAACCAUCCGUAUACCAGCACAGAUACCAAACACGUCUGCAAGUGCUGAGCGUCCGAUGCCUCAUCCACGUGCUUACCAUCGCGUGAAAGAAUUUCUCAAACCUAUGCUGCGCGCAAUGGUAGAACACGAUGAAGUACACGAACUCAAAGACCCAAUCUCACUGCUUGUGCACGAGAUUGGAGCAGCUGGUGUUGUUGAUGAGUUCAGACGUCAACUCGAGGCUUAUUUUCACAGCGAGUGGCCAUUCAAUGCCCCCCUUCAAGAUGGAAACACUCUCGUAUGGUGGAACAUGCUUCUACCUCAUCCCCAUGCUCGUGUUCUUGCUGCUCUCGCCGUCAAAAUUUUCUCAGUACUGAUCAACUCAAUGCCUGACGAGCGAACAGGCUCAAAGCUGACGUGGCUCAACUCAGCGAUACGUGGCAACCAAAAUGCUCAAACACUCGUCGAUAUGAUUCAGAUUGGCCAGUGGUAUGGUACAAAGGUUGAAAACUCGAGACCACGCAAGGAACCCUACCGCCCCACAGUCAAGUUCCGCGAUAUCGACAAAGACCUCCUUCGCGCUGUUGCCACAGGAGUCAAGCCAGCUACUGACAAUGUCACACCUGACGUGGACACUGGACACGACAGCGAGGACUCGGAGGACUUGCCGGAUGAUGUCGAAGAUGACGUCGUAGACCGUCGCGAAGAUGAUGAGAUGCCGGAGGACGAUUUUUUGCAGGUGGACGAAGAUAUUCACCUUGGCUCUCCUUUAUUGCGUGAUUUGAUCUCUACGGUACCUGUCGUCGGCUCGCAGAAUGUUCGAGCGGCCCAGGACAAUGUGCCAGUGUCGAAAAAGAGGGCGACCAACUGGAAUUUCUCAUUUUUCACAAUUUUUCACUGUGAAACCUUUAUUCACGCUGUUGAUAAAUCGUUUUCAACUAGUUAA
This is a messenger RNA of Suillus clintonianus, 1269 nucleotides long. RefSeq lists its product as uncharacterized. Bases 1 to 1269 code for a protein of 422 amino acids. NCBI's taxonomy places the organism in Eukaryota, Fungi, Basidiomycota, Agaricomycetes, Boletales, Suillaceae. The transcript has 4 exons. The record is from RefSeq and is a predicted model, not a curated record.